This is a messenger RNA of Guillardia theta CCMP2712, 3813 nucleotides long. RefSeq lists its product as hypothetical. The transcript has 21 exons. The record is from RefSeq and is a predicted model, not a curated record. NCBI's taxonomy places the organism in Eukaryota, Cryptophyceae, Pyrenomonadales, Geminigeraceae. Gene Ontology annotation, molecular function: hydrolase activity. Bases 1 to 3813 code for a protein of 1270 amino acids.
AUGAUGACAAUGUCUUCGGACGAGGAGCCCACACUGAGAUCCGUUCCUCUCUCCGCCACUCAUACACCAUUCAAUCAGACCUGGACCGAUCCGCCAGAGAAGUGGGUAGUGUUCAGCGACCUCCAUGUGUCUCGCAACUCACUGGAAACAUGCCUUCGUGUUCUUGAAACAAUUCAUCAUGAGGCAUUGAAACGAAAUGCUGGCGUCAUAUUUCUUGGAGAUUUCUGGCACGAGAAGGGAGUACUACGGGUGGAUUCUUUGAAUUCAAUCUUGCUCGCAUUGUCAAACUGGAAAGUCCCUGUUCUUGCGCUUCCUGGUAAUCACGAUCAGGCGACUUUUGAUGGCGAAACUCAUGCCCUGACUCCUUUGGGCCUCGUGCUCUCGGCCGGGCACAUCAUUUCAAAGCCUUCAAUCUUGCUAGGUGCGCUUUGGGUGCCGUACACCCGCAGCCCAGAAUCAUUUAGGCAGAUCGUCAGGAGUUGCCCGCCAGGAGAGGUUUCCGCUCUUUUCUGCCACGUUGAUGUCAUUGGUGCGGAUCUUGGACUAGGAAUGAAAGCAGAAAGAGGUCUGAAUGUAUCUGACUUCCCCGCGGAUAUUCCCGUCUACACUGGACACUACCAUCGACCUCAGAAGCUCUGGGGCACUGCACACGAUCGUCGAAGAUUUCCUGUCCAGUAUGUUGGCUCGCCUUACCAAACUUCUAUGUCAGAAGCCCACGAAGACAAGUUUCUCCUCGUUUUGAAUGCCAAUAAGAACUGGACGGUCGAAGAGGAGAUUCCGAUGCAGAUUGGACGUCGUCAUUAUAUUGCCAAAUCAAUCGACGAGCUUGAGGAGAAAAUCUUGAAAUGGGAACCCUGCGUUGGAGACAGAAUCCAGUUGACUGUCGACGACCCCAUUGGUGCCCGUCAGAGGUUAUCAAAGUUCAACCUAUCAGGGGUCUCUCUUGAGGUCAGAGAGAAGGUCCCCGAGCUGAAGCAAGCGCGCAUUCCAAAGGCGGAUAUUCUGGAUCCCUCCUCUCUCUUGUGCCGCUUUUUUGAUCUACAAGACGGGUUGGGUGAGAUGGAAGGAGCCAUUAAGAAAGCUGCUAGUGGUCUACUUCAAGAGGUACUUGUAGAGAAGUCGUAUUCUUCCAUUCAAAAUCACAGGGAGGUUGUGUUUGAAAGCGUUGAAUUGAAGGGGUACUGCUCUUUCGGUCCAAAGAAGAAGAUCAUGUAUCCGUUGGAAGAUAGAGGUGUGGUGUUAGUCAUGGGUCGAAACCAGGAUGAGAACAGUUGUGACAGCAAUGGAUCGGGGAAGACGAAUCUUUGCAUGGCUUCUCUCUGGGCUUUGACGGGAUCUGCGGAUGUGCGGGCAGACGGGAAGAGGCUGGGCAGGAAGGACGUUGUACAUCAGAUUCGAGGAGGAAGAGACCAAGAGGAAGCGUCAGUGACUGCAAGCGUGACUGUGAAAGGAAGGGUCAAUGGGCAGGCGUUCAGCGUUCAGCGGAGGGAUCUGACCCAAUCCUCGCUGCGGGACACGCAGAGUGAGCUUGAGCGAUUGAUCCCUGUGCAGGUCAUCUCUGACGCUGUGUUCCAUGGACAACAUCUCAUUACAGGAAUUCUUGACAAGACUGACAAAGACUUCAAGGCAACUCUUGACAAUGUCAUCUCGUCGGAGAUUUGGUCUUCGGCUCAGGAAAUUGCUAAGGAUAGGAAGAAAAAAGCAAAGGCCAAAGCAGAUGAGCUCAAUGGUCGGCUGCUAGAGCGACAAUCUGAGCAAGAAGCGUUGAAGUCUGCUUGCAUGGACGUCAUUAGCAAGUCGGACGCCUGGUCGACUGAGAUGUCAGAAAAGAUCCAAACGCUGUCGGACGAGAUAAAGCACAAGAAAGAAGAAGUUCAGAAGAAUAUGUUGGAUGUAAGCAAUUGCAGGCUGGAGACGAGUACAGCUUCAGAGAGGAUGAAAGCCGCGCAAGACGAGUUCGACAGAUCUCUUGAUGAGCUGCAGAACUUGAGACUAGAUGGUCAGAGAAAACGUACUGAACUUGAGAUCAAAGUGAAGAAAAACAUGAAAGCGGUCAGCUCAGCUCAGAUGUUGCAGCGACAACUGGAAGUCAAACUCGAAGAGCUUGGGUCGAUUGUAGCUAGGAUGGAUACAAUCGAGCGAAAGAAGGAAGACGUGGAAUCACAACGCCUGAAAUGGAAAGGAGAUGUUCAGAGGAGAAUAUUAGAGACCAAAGAACUCCUUCAACAGGCCAAAGUCGAUUGCGAGAAAUAUCGCAAGACGCUUGGAGAAGAGAUGAAUGAGAUGGAGAGCACGAGAGUUAUGCUGUUGAGAAAGUUGAACGAGACGGAGAGGACUUUCGAAGAAGUAUCUGACCGCCGCGUUCGUUUGGAAGAGGCAUGGAGGACGAUCUCGCAGCAGCUGGAGGAGCUUGAAAAUCUCCAGCAUAGGAUGAGCUGUCAUGUUUGUCUGCAGCCAAUCAACCAUUCACAACACAUGAAUCAUGUGAUCGAGAUGAAGCAAACCAAAGACGUCAAAUAUCGAGAAAUGCAGGUGGCUGCAGCAGACUUCUCCAAGGCAAGCGAGCGACGGAAGGAGGCAAGAAGGCUGCUAGAGGAGCACUACGUGCACAUGAAUCUGGUACAAGAGAAGUUGAGGGAGGACCUCAAGACAGCUGAGGAGAAUUCAACGAGCGCCAAGAGACUCCUGACAGAGCUGGAGGCAGAAGUCGAUCCCUACAGCUUGAUGAUAGAAUCGGCUGCCGUCGAUCAGGGAGAGUGCAACGAAGCUUUCAGGAAGUUGGUGAACUCGUUCAGUGAUGAAGGUUGGAAGCAACAAUUGGCUGAGCUGGGCUGUGCGGCCAAGCUUCCAGAGAGCAGGUUCGAGGACGAGGUGGAUCUUCACACGACCUGGAAGCAUGAGAAGACCGUGUGGGAGGAGGCAAAGGCUCAGCUUCAAGGGUUGGAAGCCACGUACAACCUUGAUGUGAUUGAGCUCGAGAAGGACAUAGCAGGCAUCGAUUCACAAGCUAUCAGCCUCGAGCAGAACCUUUCAGAGGCUCGAUUGAAGUGUCGCGAGACUCGACAAGCGUUCGAGGAGGCGAGCUCGAGACUUGAGCUUGCCAUGAGCGCAGAUCAUGAAAUGAAGGAGCUGGAGACCGCACUAGCACAAGCGUAUGAUCGCUCGAACCCAUGGCUGGCCGAAGUCAACAUGCGCAAGGAGGCUGAGCAGAGCGGCAUGCAGCGAAUGCUGGAGCUGCAAGAAGCUCGUGACCUGCAAGAGCAACAACAGAAGCAGUGGGAGAAGAUUGAUGAGAUCUUUGGAAAGAAAGGAAUACAAAGUUUUGUGUACGAAGUGGCUAUUCUCGAGCUACAGCAGAGAGCGGAGAAGUACCUUGAGGUGCUCUCAGAAGACUCGCUGAGACUUCAACUGGCGCUGGAUGGAUCGAUUGUUGAGCGGAAGAUCCUGAUUCGCAUGCAGGAUGGCUCAUACAGUAGCAGAACGCUGCAUCAGCUGUCUGGUGGACAGUGGCGCAGGCUGAGCCUGGCUCUUGCUCUUGCCUUCUCUGAGUGGUCCAUGGAGCGGACAGCUACUUCGUGUAACCUCCUGGUUCUGGAUGAAGUCAUGCAACACUUGGACAGCGAAGGGUGCAUGCGAGUCAGCAAGAUGCUGGAAGACAUGAUCGGAAAGAAGAUGACGACUUUCUCUACUGUUCUCGUCGUUCUGCAAACUCAGAUAGGAGAGGAACUUGGAGAUUCUUUCGAUCACAUCGACGUCGUCGUGAAGUCUAACGAUGAAAGUCAAGUCAUGACUCUCGCUGGCAAGCGAUACUAG